AUGGCCGACUCAACGGACGAUGGAGCUAAUGCAGUUUCAGAGCCGCUCGACCUUGUGCGUCUGUCCCUCGACGAGAUUGUCUUUGUCCGGCUUCGGGGUGAUCGCGAGUUGAAGGGCAGGUUACACGCAUACGACAGUCAUUGCAAUCUCGUGCUCGGCGAAGUCGAGGAGACAAUUUAUACCUUUGAGGAGGAAGAGGACGGCGAGGAGACGGUCAAGACGACCAAGAAACAAUCAGAUAUGCUCUUCGUUCGAGGAGAUUCCGUCGUGCUCAUCUCCCCUCAGCCAGCAUCGUGA
Molecule: messenger RNA, 297 nt
Organism: Cladophialophora yegresii CBS 114405
Lineage: Eukaryota; Fungi; Ascomycota; Eurotiomycetes; Chaetothyriales; Herpotrichiellaceae
Product: small nuclear ribonucleoprotein
Exons: 4
Coding region: 1-297 (98 amino acids)
Biological process (GO): P-body assembly; mRNA splicing, via spliceosome
Cellular component (GO): U4/U6 x U5 tri-snRNP complex; P-body; precatalytic spliceosome
Molecular function (GO): RNA binding
Source: RefSeq, a predicted model, not a curated record